Molecule: messenger RNA, 639 nt
Organism: Chrysoperla carnea
Lineage: Eukaryota; Metazoa; Arthropoda; Insecta; Neuroptera; Chrysopidae
Gene: Vha13
Product: V-type proton ATPase subunit G
Exons: 3
Coding region: 116-496 (126 amino acids)
Biological process (GO): proton transmembrane transport
Cellular component (GO): vacuolar proton-transporting V-type ATPase complex
Molecular function (GO): proton-transporting ATPase activity, rotational mechanism
Source: RefSeq, a predicted model, not a curated record
GAUCAUAUGAUUUUACUUCAUUGAUCCAAGGCAAUUUGAGAGGUGUUCCAUUAAAUACAUUAGUCGUCUGGAUUAAAACAGUUUUAACUCAGGCAAAUAUUAUUUAAGUCAUAAAAUGGCAAGUCAAACGCAAGGUAUUCAACAACUAUUAGCUGCAGAAAAGCGGGCAGCUGAAAAAGUAGCCGAAGCUCGUAAACGUAAAGCAAAACGUCUAAAGCAAGCAAAAGAGGAAGCCCAAGAAGAAAUUGAAAAGUAUCGUGCUGAACGUGAACGUCAAUUUAAAGAAUUCGAGGCAAAACACAUGGGAUCCCGUGAAGAUGUUGCCCAAAGAAUAAACUUAGAAGCCCGUGGUCGUAUUGAUGAAAUCAACAAAAAAGUUGACGCCAACAAGGAAAAGAUUAUUAAUGAUAUCUUGACAAUUGUUAACGAUAUCAAACCCGAAUUGCAUCAAAAUUAUCGUGUUCAACGUGGAGAAUUAAAAUUGGGCCACAAUUAGUUUGUAUUUAUCAAAUACUUUGCUUGUUAUAGAAAUUAGGUCAAAUUAAUUGGUUUGGGUUAAGAAAAAAUAAGAUUUAAAAAAUAUAUAUAUAAUAUAUUAUGCAUUAUGUUAUUGUACGUGUCAUUCAAAAAGAAAAUCAA